Oncorhynchus mykiss (rainbow trout) is the source of this 2867-nucleotide messenger RNA. It is a transcript of the gene paqr5b, whose product is annotated as progestin and adipoQ receptor family member Vb. The record is from RefSeq and is a predicted model, not a curated record. Gene Ontology annotation, cellular component: membrane. Gene Ontology annotation, molecular function: signaling receptor activity. Lineage: Eukaryota; Metazoa; Chordata; Actinopteri; Salmoniformes; Salmonidae.
GGGAAAUGGCCACUCAUUCUAAAGUGAUUCUUAAGACAAUGAAUGUCAGUAACAGCUGGUUCCUUGGAGACUGAGGUAGUGCUUGUUUUUGUCACUGUUACCUUGUCGUUGAACCAAGAUUCCUCACUGCGAAACCAUUUUUAUAAAUGUCCAGGGUGAAACUAGAUGGGGUGUGCAGAGCCUGACGAGAGGGAGGGAGAGAGAGAGGAGGAGUGGAACAGGUGUAGUGAAUGUUCUGGAUGGGUGGGGAGUGGGAGGGAGGAACCGACAGAACAACAUAGCAACAACCUUAUAAAGGGAAAGAUGCUCCCUCUCUCUGGCUUCAGUUCAUACAGCAAGUGAAGUCAACACCACUGUCCUCACAGACAACAUGCUCAGCCUUAUUAAACUGCCCAGAGUCUUCACCAUCCACCAAGUCCCAAAAGUGUUCCAUGAGGACAGCAUCAUCUCAGGCUACCGACACCCUCGCAGCUCAGCCACUGACUGCAUCCUCAGCCUCUUCCAGCUGACCAAUGAAACGCUCAAUAUCUGGACACACUUCCUGCCCACAUGGUACUUCUCAUGGAAGCUGCUGACGGUGGUCCUGACGCGAGACGUGUGGAGCGACUCGUUCACAUGGCCCCUCCUGGUGUUCCUGAUGUCGUGCUGUGUGUACCCGCUGGCCUCUAGCUGUGCCCACACCUUCAGCACCAUGUCAACACGCGCACGACACAUCUGCUUCUUCUUCGACUACGGAGCUCUGAGUCUCUACAGCCUGGGCUCUGCCAUAACAUAUUCUGCCUACGUGAUUCCUGAUAAGUGGGUGAACAGUUCGUUCCACCAGUACUAUAUCCCCAUCGCUGUGGUAAACACUGUCAUCUGUACCGCCUUAGCCUGCUACUCCAGGCUUGGUUUACCAUAUAUCCAAUAUAACCAUGACAUCAUAAAAAGAUUCUCAGAGUGUAAGAGCCCAAAGUUUGGCAAAUUUCUCCGCAUUCUAGCUUUCGCAUUACCCUACCUGUUCGACAACAUUCCUCUCUUCUACAGGCUCUUCUUGUGUGUGGGUGAGGGCUGCACUGACAACGAUACCAACCCCCUCCACCACACCCACAUCGCCCUGGCCUUCCUGACCGCAUUCCUCUUCGUCACACACCUACCAGAGCGCCUGGCCCCCGGCAGCUUCGACUACAUAGGUCACAGCCACCAACUGUUCCACGUGUUCGGCAUAAUCGGCACUCAUUUCCAGAUGGAGGCCAUUGAGCAGGACAUGGCGACGCGACGCCCGUGGCUCCUCACGUACUCUCUGCCCAUCACCUUCACCAACACACUGGGGGCGGCACUGCUGAGUAUAACCCUCAGCCUUGGCAUCAUCUUCCUCUUUAGUCUGCCUCUGCUCUGGUCAGCCACCCGGGGAGAACACACUGAGAAGAAGACACAGUCACAUCCAAUAGCCAAGGGCUGCCAGUACCACUAGCAUUAGCCACAUGCUAAUGAUAAUGUAUACGGGAUGUAGGAACUGGAUGGCUCAGUUGGUGGAGCAUGGUGCCUGUAAUGCCGGGAUUGUGGAUUUGAUUCACAGGGCCACCCACACGUAAAAUGUAUACAAGCAUGAAUGUAAGUCACUUUGGAUAAGAGCGUCUGCUAAAUGGCAUAUAUUUGUAUUCUAUUACUAUGAUUAAACUGGACACUGUGGUGGGGAUGGGCUUGGGAGAAGAGGUGAACAACUGAAGUGAACCACUAUGGCUUCUUGGUGUUGGAUAGAGGUGAAGUCAUGACAUGAUACAAUGCUGAAGGAGCAAUGAACUGUUCUUCACAUUGUCAGCACGGAUGAAUAAAUGGUAGCUGAACAAGAGCUCCAUAUAUACUGCAAUGAGGGACAGAGAGUUAGUGGUACCUCUGAUAGUAUUACACUGACUAUAGGACUAGUACACAGUACUAGUCCUAACACAGUCCUUGCUUUUGUUCGCUGAUUUACCAACGCUACUGAGGAGCAGGAAGAGACUGAAGCAGUUGGAAGUCAAGCUGUAUAUGAAGAAUCAAUCCACUGAGGAGCAGGAAGAGACUGAAGCAGUUGGAAGUCAAGCUGUAUAUGAAGAAUCAAUCCACUGAGGAGCAGGAAGAGACUGGAGCAGUUGGAAGUCAAGCUGUAUAUGAAGAAUCAAUCCACUGAGGAGCAGGAAGAGACUGGAGCAGUUGGAAGUCAAGCUGUAUAUGAAGAAUCAAUCCACUGAGGAGCAGGAAGAGACUGGAGCAGUUGGAAGUCAAGCUGUAUAUGAAGAAUCAAUCCACUGAGGAGCAGGAAGAGACUUGAGCAGUUGGAAGUCAAGCUGUAUAUUAAGAAUCAAUCCACUGAGGAGCAGGAAGAGACUGGAGCAGUUGGAAGUCAAACUGUAUAUGAAGAAUCAAUCCACUGAGGAGCAGGAAGAGACUGGAGCAGUUGGAAGUCAAGCUGUAUAUUAAGAAUCAAUCCACUGAAUGUUACAUGAAGAUGCAUUUUCAAUAUUCCUUCAAUUUAGUUUUUCUUUUUAAACACUAUUUUUAUACUAAAUAUAUUUGUCACUUGAUCAUUUUUAUACACAAACAAUGGAUAUGUACCACAAACACAACAACAAUUUUAGGACCACAGUCUGUAGCCUAAGGGCUGUUAAGUAGAGGGGUUUGGUAGUAUAUUGUGAACUAAAAUCAGCACUGAAGGAUACAAUAACUUAUUAAUGAAGUGUACAGUAUGUAUGAUGGGCAGCUACUAAAGUGAAGGUGCCUUUUAGAGAUACAAAUGAUACAUGUCAGAUCACUUUCCUGUAAACUGUUAAGUACAGUAUUAUUUAAAGCAUCACCAAGACAUUAUAGUUCUCCGUUACACAUUAAACGUUUUCUGUGGCUCCUGUAAA